Molecule: messenger RNA, 5573 nt
Organism: Mercenaria mercenaria
Lineage: Eukaryota; Metazoa; Mollusca; Bivalvia; Venerida; Veneridae
Product: proprotein convertase subtilisin/kexin type 6-like
Exons: 13
Coding region: 102-2132 (676 amino acids)
Biological process (GO): protein processing
Cellular component (GO): Golgi membrane; trans-Golgi network
Molecular function (GO): serine-type endopeptidase activity
Source: RefSeq, a predicted model, not a curated record
UAUAUAGGAUUGGGUUUUCCAUAAAAGUUUGCAUAGCCCGUUAAAAGGUGACUUAAACAGCAGUGAUUUAAAGGGAUAUCAGGAAUACAAUUCAGCUCAAAAUGAAUGUGCACAAAGCAACUGGUUUUAUCAUUGUAACUUGUAUUUUCGUAGUGUUUGUAACUGGAGUUACGGACAGAUUUGUGUUUAAAUUAAAUUCCGACAUUCGUGAAAUGGAGGAACAUCUCCGAGUCUUUAAUUUUAUAGACAUGUUAAAGGUAACUCCGGAUGUGUUCAGUUUUAAGUAUGCGGGAUCACUCAGUAAAGCAAAAAUAAAACACGUAUUGUCAGAAGUAAAAAGGGUUUAUGGUAAUAAGAUAAUCGAGAUUGAACAGGCCAAAGAAUUUAUAAAAUGGAUUCCAAUGGAUAGUACAGAUGUAAUGUCAGUUUCUGCAGGACAUGAAAGCGGUCUCAACGCACAGCUUCGGACCCAGGAAAGUGAGAGCUAUUUUGGAAUGAACGUUGAAGCUGCUUGGUUGCAUGGAUACAAUGGCACGGGUAUUUAUGUCGCUGUAACUGAUGUUGGUAUAAAUGCGGAUAUAACAGACCUGAGAAAAACCCUGGAUGUGAAGAAGGCAUUUAACUUCAUCAACAAAACAACUAAUGUGACGCCAGAAUACUUCCAUAACUAUCGGACGGAUUCCUUGCGUUAUGUCGAUCAUGGAAAUAGGGUAACAAGUAUAAUUGGAGCCGAGAAAGGAAAUGGUUUAUGUAGUGCCGGUAUUGCUAAUGGGGCAAAAGUUGUUUCUUUGAGGAUAUUUUCGGUGACGCAUGAGUACCAUUUAUUCAAGUUAAACACUACUUCCGAUGUCAUGGCCGCUGGCCUAGCGUAUCGUCUAGAGGACAUUCAUAUCUACUCAAACAUUUGGUCUCCAUCUAAAUCAUUGGAACCUCUAGAUAUGGUUACAAGAGAAGCUAUUCUACAUGGAGCGACAAAAGGCCGACACAAUCUUGGAGCAAUUUAUGUUGUGCCGGAUGGGUCGGAUGGUGUAUCUGGCAGUGGUCUUGCAAACAGUUUGUAUACUAUUGCUGUUAACAGUGUUGGUGUAAACGGUACCCUGCCGACGAAGCCCCAAGUGAGCGCAUGCGUUUUAACUUCUGGCCUUGGAGAAGGAAGCAAACUCCACACAAAUUACAUGUUGACAUCAUCUUCCAACAAUACAUGCAGUAGAUCAUUUAAAGGAGUUUCAGCAGCGGUUGCAGAAGUAUCUGCUAUAAUUGCUCUUGUUUUACAAGCAAGGUAUCAGCUUCUACUACAAGAUCUAACAGUAAGAGACAUUCAACAUUUACUUGUGGAGUCAUCGGACCGGCGACGACUUACAGUAGCACACUCAUUUCAACGAAAUGGCGCUGGAAAAUUUUUUAAUCCUUUCUUGGGAUUCGGGUUAAUUGAUGCCGAGAAGAUGGUGACAUUUUCAAAAACAUGGCAUCUCGUUAAAACCGUCUACAAUAACACGCUACGCUACGCAGGCAAAAUUUCUAUGCGUUUGAGGAAGCCCACAUUUCCGCACACAGUCCUAAUGAUGUCCAUAAUAGAAUUCAACAUAGAAGAGGAUAGAUGCAAUCCACACGUUAAUACGAUAGAACAUGUGGUUUUACGUAUUAAACAUGAGGUUAUCAGCCAAACAGACGCGCGCCUGGAAAUAGUAUCUCCAUGUGAUACAGCUUCUGUCGUGGUAGAUAAUACAGUUGUAACUAAUUUGAAUGAGGAAACUUCACUCAGAGAGCUGACUUCUGUACAUUUUUGGGGUGAAUCGCCUUUUGGACUUUGGAAAGUUAAGAUACAAUUAGGACACGAAAUGGCUGCAGAUCUUGUUGCAUCGACAUCCUUAAUCGUGUAUGGAACAUUUAACGAAACUAAACAAAAACAAAAAUGUGCACGUCCAUCAGAUGAACCAGACUUGAGUAUCAAUACAAAGCAAAGCAAGACCAUCCAGACAAAUAGAUACACUUCAAAGUCAACCGAGUCAACCGGAAAUAAAUACAAGAAACAGUCAACAAAAGGUGGUGCAACAACUCAAAGCAUAUCACACAAUACAUGCAUUCACCCUGUUGUGUUUGUAGCAUUGUUAUUCUAUUUCAGUUUUAUAUAGCACACUAUGCACGUGAUAUAUGCGUUCAAAUGUACUGUAGCAGCCACCCAUGGCGCCAAAGUCCUCUUUUCAAUGUAUAGAUACAGAAAGAGAUCUGACCAGAAGGAGAGAGCGAGGGAAUGCUCAAAGAAAGUGAGAGAAAAUUAUUUUAGAUAUAAGCAUCUUGUGCUAAAUUAGCAAAGUUCUUUGCGAAUAGAAAACCUGUUUUCUAAACGUGCCGUUUGUAUAGCACCGAUGCACACAAAACAGUAUUUCCUGGGACGAACAGUUGAUAAACUUUUAGUUGGUUGGGAGAUACGCAAGAACAUCUCAGAUUGCCAGUGUCUAAAUCGGAAUCUAAGCCCUAAACCUUAGGAUUGAUAGGCAAGCGUGUUACGACUACACCACCUGGUUGACUCACUAAGGAUUUACAUGUUUUCCGUCCUUCGGCUAUUGUUAAUGCGUUUUUAUCACAUGUUAUUAAAUAGAGUAUUUUGAGCUAUUUUGAACGUCAGACAUUAGUAAAUGAGAUAUAUUCUCAAAGAUACAGGGGUUGGACAUGAAAUAGAAAAAACAAAAACGGAUUCCUAUCAACUAUUAUAGAUAAGGGAGACAUUAACAGUGUUUUCCCUGGUCUGGAAAAACAUAAUAAACAAAAUAAAUAUUUUAGAUUAAGAUUAGUGUGUAGUCGUAAUUAUGUAAGAACUAAAACACUGCCAUUUCAAUGACUGUAGACCUCAACGAUUGGGUCCCAUCAGUGUUUAUCCUUAGUUGAUAAACGCUUAUUUGUGAAUUUUAGGGUCGAUACUUCUGCUGGAAAAUAGAGCAAACUGAAUGUUAGAGGUUUAUUAUCACAUACAUCAUGUUUAUGCAUUGAAGGUAGUCGAAUUCUAUGAAUGAGAUUCGUAUUUUGUGAAUUGGUAAGGGGAUUCUUAUAAGUUCUGUUAGAAUUUUAAUGUGUUUCAAACCGCAACCAGUAAAAGGAAGAAGUUGUCCAACACUUAGAAAUUUCAGAGUCGUAUAAUACACUUGGUAUACUGCGUAUGCCACAAUAUAUGAUUUUUUCCACAUUUCAUUAUGAAUACAAGACAUUAUGGCGUGUUGUUCGGUAGACAGAAUAACUUCCGGGUUUGUGGAGCUAGAAUCAUCUUUAUUUUAGUUUUGAUACAAGUUGCAAAGAAAUUUAAAGAAGCUGAAUUGGCGGUUAAAUACAUAACAGCCAAAGUGCUACUUAACCUAAGAAGUUGCCUAACUUUAAUGGCUUUUCAGUAGCCAUUACUUUAAAACAUUGUUGUAGUAUUAUGUUUAAUAAUUACUUUUGUUUUUUGUAAAUAUUUGAGUUUCAGUACAGUUUAAUGUUCAUAAACGCUUAUUAAUGUAUUCAGUUAAUUGCCUAAUUAGCUGAUUUUUGUUGUCUAAAGGUCAGGUUAAAAAAUUUUCCAUACAUUAUAGAAUAAUUUUUGUUACUCUUGAUAUCAAAACGCUUUUUAUUGGUGAUGCAUUUGUAAAGUUUAUGAAUAUGUAAGUGUAAAUAUUGAUCUAUACAAUUCGUUUUUAUGCAGUAUUGCCUUGCAAAAUAGAACAUUUAUAAUAAUUUAUAUGUAAUUAUUCAAUCAAAACAUGUAAAUCUUUUGUAUAACGAUGUUUCUCAUUACAGAGCUCGUGCAGCCGUUCUGCGCAUGCCCGGAAUUAUUAUCAAUAGGUGCGCACGGCAAAAUUACGCAAUGUUUUGCAUAUCCGCACGCAUUUAGUGUAUAAUAUGCAUAAUAUACUGACUAAAGGUUAGGGUUAGUAUCACCAUGGUUACAAAGUAUAUACAUUUAAGAUAUUUUUCUUUCAAAUUUAGUUAAUCCGGUAUAUACCGGAGCCUGUAAUAUAUCACGGGCGCACCAGCUCUGUUUUUAGUCACAGCCAAAUAAUACAAAUAUGAGUUUACAAGUUUUAGUCUCCCUUUAUAUGAAUAAUGUAACGUGAAAGUUAUUACUGUUAUAUGUUAUAGACAUGUUUUUCACUAGAAACUUACUGUUAUAGAUAUUCGGUUUACUGUCAGUGAAGAAAAUUAUAUAUUUUACAUGCUCAGUACAAAUGUAAACCAAUAAGAUAAUUUUAGAAGCAUGUAUAAUAAAGUGAAUAUUUUGGUAAAUAUAUUGUUACAUAUUAUACUAUAUAAUAAUAUGUUUAGCAGAUCAAAUGUAAAAUAAAUGAUUGUUUGAUACUAUGUUAAUACUUUCUGCAUCUGGCAUUGAAGGGUGUUUAUUGGUACUGACCUCUGUUCGUACAACGUUCCAUAUUUUGUCAUGUUUUGACACGCAAAUGUUUCAUUUUCUGCAAAAUGGUUGUGAUUUUAAAUACAUAUUCAUUGGAUUAUUACUGGACUGUCUACAGAAAUUUAUGUGUUUGUUUUAUUUUCUAUUCUCAGUAUUGCUCUAUCCUUUAUAUACACGUAAUUUAGUAUUUGUAAGAUCUUCUACAUUGCUUUGUUUAUCAGUCUGAGUUUUUUCAUUUUCUAAUAAUUGCAUUUUUAUCAGUCUGAAUGUUCUCAUUUUCUACUAAUUGUAGCCCGCUUAGCUCAGUAGAGAGAGCGUUUGUCUAGAGAUCGCGGGGUCGCGAGUUCGAUCUCCGGACGGGGCGUAUGUUCUCCGUGACGAUUGGAUAAAAGACAUUGUGUCUGAUAUCAUUCGUCUACCACCUCUGAUAAUUCAUGUGGGGAAGUUGGCAGUUACUUGCGGAGAACAGGCUUGAACAGGCUUUAUUCCAUGAACAGGCUCAAUCAAACCGAGCCUGCAACAUUUUCGUUUUUGUCGUGUUGAGCGACCUGUGAAGUUUCCACUUUUCUCUAUUUUUGUACUAGUACAGAAUCCAGGAACUCUGUUUAGGUUAACUGCCCGCCGUUACAUGACUGAAAUACUGUUGGAAAACGGCGUUAAACCCAAAACAAACAAACAAACAAACAAACUGAUUGUAUUUUCCUUCAUUUUCGUCGACUAUUUUUACCUCUUUAGCUUUGAGUUUUAUCAUUUUACGUAUUACUUAUUCAUUAUAUCUUCUAUGUAAAUAUACCUUACGCGUGCCAGUUAGCUGCCACUCACUAUCUCUGUAUUAUAUCGACAUGUGGGUAGUUUAAACCAUAAAAAAAAUAACGGAAAUAAAGAUAUUCACCCAUUUUUCAUUUGACGAUUUGAAAUAAUAACAAAAGUAAUUUGAUAGAAAGCUCAUUGGGUGAAACAUUUUUAUUCUAUUCUAUAUCACCGAUUAUAUGAUUACUAUAUCAUUAUAAUUAUUCCCUUAAAUGAAAUGCGAAAACUCACGGCUGUCAGUAUUUUCACAUCGUCUUUUUCAUAAUGAUCAUUCUUUGUAUAAGAGUUUUGCUACUUAGAUGGUAGAUUCACUUUUUGCUUUUAUACGACAUUUGCAUGUUUUUGGUAGCUUGUUCCUGUAGAAAUAAUACAUAUUUCACAUUUA